Didymodactylos carnosus is the source of this 1854-nucleotide messenger RNA. The record is from the annotation of a GenBank genome assembly. NCBI's taxonomy places the organism in Eukaryota, Metazoa, Rotifera, Eurotatoria, Philodinida, Philodinidae.
AUGAGUGCUUUUUCUCUAUGUGGGAAGAUCAAAGAGGAUAUUACUGAGGAAGAAAAAACCCUAAUUUAUCAAAGAGCUCUAAUUUUAUUAACUGAAGAAGUAGACCAAGAAUUAUGGUUUAAUGCACGUGGGCUAGCAAUUAUUUUAUACCAAUUUGGUAAAAAACAAAUAAAAGUAGAUGAUGAAUUUAUAAAGGCAUGGGAAAGAGAAGCUAUAAAAAUGAUUGAUUGGUUUAAACCUCAAGGAUUAGCUAAUUCUAUUUAUGCUUUUGGCCGCUUAGGAGAAAAGCCCUCAAACGACUUCAUUAAGGCGUGGGAAAUAAAAGCUAUCAAGAUUAUUGAUCAGUUUAAUUCUCAAGAAUUAGCUAAUUCUAUUUAUGCUUUUGGUCGCUUAGGAGAAAAGCCCUCAAACGACUUCAUUAAGGCGUGGGAAAUAAAAGCUAUCAAGAUUAUUGAUCAGUUUGAUCAGUUUAAACCUCAAAACUUAGCUAAUUCUAUUUAUGCUUUUGGCCGCUUAGGAGAAAAGCCUUCAAACGACUUCAUUAAGGCGUGGGAAAUAAAAGCUAUCAAGAUUAUUGAUCAGUUUAAUUCUCAAAACUUAGCUAAUUCUAUAUAUGCUUUUGGUCUUUUAGGAGAAAAGCCCACAAAAGAUUUUAUUAAGAAGUGGGAAAUAAAAGCUAUCAAGACUAUUGAUCAGUUUGAUCAGUUUGAUCAGUUUAAACCUCAAGGAUUAGCUAAUUCUAUUUAUGCUUUUGGCCUUUUAGGAGAAAAGCCAUCAAAAGAUUUUAUUAAGAAGUGGGAGAUAAAAGCUAUCAAGACUAUUGAUCACUUUGAUCCUCAAGGAUUAGCUAAUUCUAUUUAUGCUUUUGGCCUUUUAGGAGAAAAGCCCUCAAACGACUUCAUUAAGGUGUGGGAAAUAAAAGCUAUCAAGAUUAUUGAUCUGUUUGAUCAGUUUAAUUCUCAAAACUUAGCUAAUUCUAUUUAUGCUUUUGGCCGCUUAGGAGAAAAGCCAUCAAACGACUUCAUUAAGGCGUGGGAAAUAGCAGCUAUCAAGAUUAUUGAUCAGUUUAAACCUCAAGAAUUAGCUAAUUCUAUUUAUGCUUUUGGCCUUUUAGGAGAAAAGCCCUCAAACGACUGCAUUAAGGAGUGGGAAAUAGCAGCUAUCAAGAUUAUUGAUAAGUUUGAUCCUCAAAACUUAGCUAAUUCUAUUUAUGCAAUCUGCAUGAUCAAUAAUUUAACUAAUUCUAACAUUGAAAUUUCCGAGUCAAUAAUUAAGGUUGUUAACACGAAUUAUCAGUUAUUUAAUCUGAAGGAGGGUCAUCAGCUAUUAACCACCCAUUACUAUUUGUUUCAAAAAGAUAGUCAUGGAUUGCUAUCAGAAAAUAGUAAAAAUUAUUUGGAACAAAUAAUUAAAGACUCUUCUCCUUCUUGCAAUACUUCUAAUUUCCAAAAAGCUGUAUUCAAUACAAUUAAAGAAGUUACUAACGAAUUAGAGGAAGAUACUAAUAUUAUAGGGGAGUAUUGGAUAAAAGAAAUUAAUUCUCAAGUUGAUAUCUAUAUUAAAAAUAAAAAUACUAUAGUUCAAGCAGAUGGUCCUACCCAUUUUAAUAAUACUAAUCUCAAUAGUGCUACAAAACUUAAUAGUAAGUUACUAGAAAAUUUAGGGUAUAAAGUAAUAAGAAUUCCAUAUUCUGCUUGGGAUGAUUUAAAUCGUAAAGAAACCUCUGAAUAUAUAAAAAAUUUACUAAUAAGAACUGAGGUAAUAGAACAGGAAAACUUUAAUAACCUUAUUAUUGAAGAUAAAGCAAUUAAUGCGUAUGAAGUGCCAUCAUCAGGCGAGGUGUCAACGGUUUAA